Prunus armeniaca (apricot) is the source of this 1062-nucleotide messenger RNA. Lineage: Eukaryota; Viridiplantae; Streptophyta; Magnoliopsida; Rosales; Rosaceae. The record is from the annotation of a GenBank genome assembly.
AUGGCGGACUCCGUUGCAAUGAAUGGUGGCGAUGGCCUGAACAGCUACAAGCAGAAUUCCAAGUGCCAGGGAGAGUGGUUUGAUGAAGCAAAGGUCUUGUUGAGAAAUAGCAUCCGAGAAAAGCUCACAAUUAAUAAAAAUUCCAAUGCCACCACUAUCACACCAGUAUUUAAAAUUGCAGACCUUGGAUGUUCAGUUGGACCCAACACCUUUGCUUGUGUCCGGACCCUCAUAGAAGCUGUGAAGCUUGAGUUCAAAGCUCAGGGCUUUGAAACCCAAUUGCCAGAAUUCCAAGUCUUCUUCAACGAUCAUGUUGCCAACGACUUCAACACUCUGUUUAAAGCCUUCCCAAUUGACAGGACUUACAUGGCAGCCGGAGUUCCAGGUUCUUUCCAUGGCCGGCUAUUUCCUAAGGCCUCAAUGAACUUAAUGCACUCCUCUUUUGCAGUUCAAUGGCUCACUAGGGUUCCCCAAGAAGUCACUGAAGAAGUGUCUCCGGCUUGGAACAAGGGAAGAAGUACGUACGCGAGGAGUGAAUCCAGUAAAGUUGAAGAGGCUUAUGCUGCUCAGUUUGCGAGGGACAUGAAGGCUUUCUCCACAGCAAGGUCAGCAGAACUGGCGGAUGAUGGGUUGCUGGCCAUUCUCAUGCCCUGCAGGCCAGAGCCAAGCCUCCCUUCAGAGUCAACGCUCAUGAAUAUCUUGGAGUGUUUGGGAGAUGCACUUGCAGAUAUGGUCAAAGAGUUCAAUCUACCCAUUUACGUUCCAAGUGCCAGUGAAGUUGAAGGAGUGAUAUUGUUGGGUACGAAAAACAAAAACCUUGGUUAUAGUAUUGAGAGGCUGGAGGAAAUGCGCUUCCCAGCAAAGCUUUCUAGUGUUGAGGAGGUUCGAGUUUCCUGCUUUCAUGCAAGAGCUGCAAUGGAAGACAUCCUGUGCAAGCAUUUCGGAUCCGACCUCAAUGUUGAUGAACUUUUCAAGAGAUAUUCGGACAAGCUUGAAGAAUUCUCCAAGUCACCUCGGUUUGCUCGCAUUAAGAACUUGGCAAAUUUGUUUGUCCUUAGUUAA